UAAUGAGAAAAAGAUAGGCCGGCCCAGGCCGGCCCUGGUCAACCCAGGCCCAAGCCCUAAGAGAAAGAUCAGUCAGUCUUUUAUCCACUCACCACAAGAUUUGUCCAAGCAAACAUUCCAAUGUUCAGAGAGACACCAGUUCAGCUUCCUCUAAUUCAGCUUUCCUAGCUGACUUUCCCGAGAGAGAGACCCCAGAGGGACAGAGUCUCCUCAGAGGGAGCUCCAGCAACAGUUCCUGCUCUCAGUUUCUCCUCUCCUUUUAAAGGGAAUUUUCUCCUAUGUCACCUCUCCUAAAUUCUCACAUCUAUCAAUCACAGUAGACGUUUUCCAAAGGACAGACCAUUCUUAAUUCACACCUAAGAAGGCUUGAACUUUUGAUUAAGUUCACACCUGAAAAACCUCUGAGUAGGUUUCUCACCUCUUUGCUCCUUGUAAAUUCACAAGUUGCCUGACCUUUAUAGGUACUUAGCACCCUUUUGUAUUAGAUCUAAAAAUAGGCACAGCUUAAGAACUUUUGCCUUACUAUAAGUAUGGGUUUAAGUGUUUUUCAUUGUUCAGCAAGGAGUUUCUUUCCCUAAAGCAGGCUUAAGUAAGGGUGGAGUAGAGGUCUCACAUUCCUGAUCUAAGUAGAGAUUUCACAUUCCUGAUCUAAGUUCCUUUAUUGUUUAAAAUGGGGAAUGGUCUUAACCAAACCUUAUGAAGUAGGGCCUGAGAAUUUUUUAAGGUUUACAAAUUCUAACCUUUCACUCAUUGUUUUUUCUGUUCUCUUUUGAAUGUUUAAAGUUUGGCAUAUCUCUUUUAGGAAGCAUAAAUUAAAAGAACGCAUAGUAGCAUGCUGAGCAGUAAUAAAUAUAAUGGGAGGAUUACUUAAAGCUUUGUCUACAUGAUACAUCUCUUUCUCUGUCAUUGUCUCUCCAAUUAUUUUUCUGUCUUGCUAUGUCUGUGUCUAUGUUUCUCCCUCUCCCACCAUCCCUUCCUUUGCAAAUAAUGAAGGGGGCAGUUUUCCUAAUAUGACUGGUUGAUUUACAGUUCUGUCUGUGUAGUCUUAUUUUGUUUUAUAUUUCAUAGUCCUAGGAAUUAUAGAUGAGUUUGUUAAAUCUUGCUCUUUCUUCUGAGGCUGGUUCAUAGCUAUUGUCAUGUUUUUUUUUUUCCUAAAGGCUGUUAGUUUGAGUAGUAUGAUUUUAAAUAAAAAGUGAAACAAUCCCUAACACUUCAGUUUCUUCAUUUGUAAAAUUUGGGGGUUUGAUCUCUAUUUUAUGGUUUAGACAUUAUGAAUUUUAUUUAUUUGUUUCUAAUUUUUGUUCUAUUAUUGUAACUCAAACCUUCUAGGAAGAAAAGUCUUUAAAAAUAACAGCAAAAAGAACAGAUAAUAGCAGCCAAUAUUUAUUUCUUACUGAAAGUUAUAAGAACACAAUUAUCUACUUGAUAGUUCAAAAUCUUUGAGUGAAUUUGUUAACUGCUCAUAUCUUAGAUUAUGACAUCCUUAAAUGGUGAUUUAGUGUUUAGAUCCCAAAUUUAUACCAAAUUUAGGAGAUUUUUGAAAAACAAAUAUCAAUAAGAUCUGUUUGGCUAAGUCAGAAGUUCCCAAACUUUCUUGUUCACAUUACUUUUAGUACCUCAGGAAUUUUGGCCUAUAGACCAAAAGAAAUACUUAACAGUCCCAUUUAUUAAAUAGGUGCAAACAACUUAAUAAGUGUUUAUAAUGUAACAUCUUAGUAGCUGUUUGAAAAAACAACAUAAAUUGAAAGAAAAUUAGUAUUUUUUUAAAUUUUUUAAAUAAUCAAAAUCUCUAACAGAAUGUAUACAACUGUUGGGCAUUAUAUAGCUUUCUGAACUUUGGAAUGAGAUUGGACAACACCACUUUCAUUUUCUCUUUUUUUUUUUUGAAAAAAUUUUAAAUUACAUAUAAAAUAAAUUUUUAACAUUUUAAAAAAUUUUGAGUUCCAAAAUCUCUCCCUUCUUUCCCCUCCCCCAUUUAUUGAGAAAUUAAGCAUUUUGAUGCAGGUAAUACUUCACAGUCAUGCAAAACAUAUCACCAUAUUAGUCAUGUUGUGAAAGAAAGCACAGACAACAACAACAAAAAAAUACACAAGAAAAAUAAAGAAACAAUGCUUCAAUCUGCAGCCUGAAUCCAUCAGUUUUUUCUCUGGAGGUGGAUAGCAUUUUUCAUCAUGAGUUCUUUGCUUUUAUUGUCUUCUUUGAUUGCUGUAUUUCUGAAAAUAGCUAACUUAUUCAGACUUGAUCAUUAUAUAAUAUUGCUGUGAAGAUUGGAUGUGGCUAUCUCCUGAUUGUAACAAUGAAGGUACUUAACCCUUCCUUGACAGUGAAGAUAAAAUUGUAAUCCCCUGUCUAUUUUUAGAUUUUAAUCCCCAAAAUGUUAACUCAGUAUUUAAAGUAGAUCUACCCAUUUUAACUACAAAAAGUGUGAACUAACUACAAAAAGUUAUAACUAACUACAAAAGGUGUGAACACUCAUUUCAUUCAUUGAGUGGGCAGUCCUGGAGAGGAGAGUCUUCUCUGAUUGGUAGACGUAAAAAUUUAGGGGACGUGACACAAGAGAAAAAGGUCUUUAAAUACAGGAAACAGAAACAUACAAGGAUAGAUAGAAUUCAGUCACUCGUAGUUGGACUGGGAUUGAUCAGUCAUUUGGGCUUGGAGUGAAAAAGAGUCACUCAGAGGAGAGACUGGAAAAAAAUCACUCAGAGUUGGACUGGAAGACAGACACUUGAGGAGAGACUGGAAGACACACAUUCAGACUUGGAGUGAAGACACUUGGCUGUGAACUGGACCCCUGGAGAAGCUUGUGCAGGAGACCUCAGACUGCCUUUCCUUUUAGACGGUCACCAUGGUGAAUGUAAAGGCUGACUUAGUUUCCUUGCCUUUCUGGUUGUGUGUAAUAGUGAAAAUUUAGGGGAGAUGGGGAGACUGAGGCAGGUAGAAAUUAGUUUCUCUCUGCAAGGAGUAUUACAUUUUAUAGAGGUUUAUUGAAGAUUAAGGAUUAAAGAAAAUACAGGAUAAGAAACACGUGUCUAGGCCACAGAGAGGCCUAGACACAACCUCACCUACAUUAUGAAAAAAAGCCACGUCUGCCCCAAAACGGAAGUCCAAGAGCCAAGCGCCCUCAAAAGCCUUUGAAUCAGCUUAAAUACCUUCUCGAUCUCGGCCUUUCUCUACAGAAAUCUGAUAGAAAGGUAUUCACAGUUCUUCUAACUUGCUUAUUAUAUCUCCUUUUAUGUAUCCAUUUAGAUAUUAUUUUAGUGAAUGGUAUAAGAUAUUGAUCUGUACUUAGUUCUGCCAAACUACUUACCAGUUAUCCCAGCACUUUUUUCCAAAUACUAAUUACUUAUCCCAAUUGCCUAGACCUAUACUUCUGUCAAAAACAAGAUACUAUAAUAUUUUGCUAUUGUUCUUUGUAUAUCUGUACUGUCCCACUGAUUUACCUUUUUAUUUCUUAGCCAGUAAAAGAGAGUUUUGAUAAUGACUGCUUUAUAAUGCAGUUUGAAGUUUGAUACUGCUAGACCUCCUUUCUUCACAUUUUUUCAUUAAUACUUUUGCUAUUCUUAAUCUUUUGCUCUUCUAGAUUAAUUAUGCUAUUCUUUUUUCUAACUUAAUAAGAUGAUUUUUGGGAUAAUUUGAUUAGGCUGAUAUUGAAUAAGUAGAUUAGUUUAGGUAGAUUUGUCAUCUUAAUUAUAUUGACUGCCCAUCCAUGAAAAAUUUAUAUUUUUCCAGUUAUUUAGGGGUGACUUUAUUUGUGUAAAAAGUACUUUAUAAUUAUGUUUGUAUAGUUGCUGAGUUUGUGUUGGCAAGUAUAAUCCAAUGUAGAACUGUGACAGCAGUCCCUGCUUUCCUGGGACUGAAUGCUUUAGUGCUCUUUCUUGUCUUUAGACUACAUAUUAGCAAUGCAAUAGAUUCCUGUACAUUGUGCUAGCAAAGGGACAUAACUGUAAUUUUCUGACCAGGUGGGUCAGACCCUUUUAGGUCUGUGGGCUGAGAGGUUCAGCAGCCAUUACCAAUAAUUCAGUCACUCUUGAGGCCUCUUGCUGGUUUGUUUGGGCUUAGUUUGGACUGAUGAGGCCCAUGCUAGAGUGUGCUGAAUCUCAACGAAUUUUGCCAAGAUGAGAUCAUUUCUUUCCUGAAGAAUGCUGGGGAAAGGGUUGUAUUCAAAGUUCCCAUCCAACUCAGUAUAAGAGUCUGGUGUUGUGUUGUGUUGUGAACUACAACUUUAAAUAAAGAAAACACUUUUGGCUUUGUAAUACAAGGUGGAGCACACAAGGACAGAAAUAAAUCUCAUCCUGUUGUAAUAACAUGUAUUUAACCUGGAGGGCUUUCUAACAGAAAGAACAUAAUCAAAGUUGGUGACAGGCUACUGUGUGUGGAUAGAAUCAGAUUUUCUGGCAGCAUCCAUGCUGAAAACACGAGUUUUUUCAAACAAUGUGAGCAGAAAUGUAUACUCUUAUUAGAAUAUUUCAUCACAAUAAUGGAUUAAGUGGCAACAGCUUUUGGACCACAGAUUGUUAAAGUUGCCAAAACCCCUGGUUCUAGCCUUGCUGUUGCACUGAUUACUUCAGUGUAUUGUAAAAAGCAUGUCAUCAUCAUCUGCAAAAUAAAAUCUUCAUGUAUUGCAGACAGAUGAGCUACAUUGCAUGUUGGAGAUCAUAUUCUUUCCAUUAUGGAACUAGUAUUGAACAUUAUAGGGUAGCAGAAGCCAUACAGUUCCUUGCCAGUACCAUAGAUUAGGUCAAACGUGGAAUUCUUCCCCAUCUCCCCAGACUUGCGUAGCAGUGAAGGGACCUGAACAUGCAACAAUGGUGUCUUCAUCCAUCUCUUCUACCACCAUGAGUGCAUAAUCCAGAAUUCCAUGAAUAUGGGAUGGUUACCUUGAGGUAGCUGCACUACCAGCCCUUGUGGGAGAAUGAGGAGGAAGAGAAUGAAAAAAGAAAAACUUCAAAAAUUCAUCAUUCUUUGAUUUCAGCACUGUUGGCUUGGCUGGGCACGUUGUCCACACUGAAACUGUAGAGGUAGUGCUGUCUGCUGCUCUGCCAUGGGCGUUGGGAUCCAAGGGGAUGUAUUUACCCCUGAGAUUUUGUCUUCUCCAUCACUUAUUUCCUUUUUCAAAGCUGACAACCCAGCAGAAAGGUGUCGAUUACUGUAAAUUGAAAAUGGCAAUCAAUGGAAUUACAGCCAAAGACAGCACAAUGAAACAAAGAGUUUUCUCAAAGGAUAAAGGGUGGAAGCUACACUUAUGGCAGAAUAUUGUGACUCAAUAAUGGAUUCAGUGACAAUAGACUCUGGGCCAUUCAAUUCCUCUGAGAUACCUUUAUCUGUGGGAGGGUCACUUUGGAAAGUUUGUCAUUGCCAAGACUAAUUCUAAGUAGAGGAACAUUUUGUGUGAAACUGUCUAGAAGCACACCACGAAUAGAAAACCAGGAGAUUCCCUUGUUAUUUCAGAUAUCAGUAGGGGCAGUGUGGCUCACACAGCUGUUACUCUGGAAUCUGGAGACCAAUUGUUCAUCAUUGAUAACAUACACCCAACUUGACGGCUUUUCCAAUGAAGAUGUAGUUCAGGUGAUCCAAUAGUGUGAGGACAUUAUGAAGUUCAACAUCCUUCAAGAUGAAGAUAACUUCAAAUGAACAAGAGAGUCCUAGAGCUGUUACUUUGCUGUGGAAGCCUCCUGGGCAUCAUGAUUAUGGGAAAUCAGGAGCCUUUUUAUCCCAUAAUCAUCUCCAUUGUCACUAAAAAGAUAAGUGGAAAGCACUGGUACAAUGCACACUGCUGCUGAUCAAAUCCUAGCAUUCAACAGCAGUAGCUGAGAGGGAAUAUCUUUUGAGUGAAGCCAACCAUUUCUUACAGAUGGCAGGAGAGACUGUCACAUUGAAAAUUAAGAAGCAGAUAGAUGACUAUUCAGCAUCAAGCCUCAAGAAAUUCCCCAUUCCCAGUCAUUUAAGUGAACUGAGUGAUAUAGAGGAUGAAACAUUUGUUCCACAGAAAUCAGGAUCCAGCCUGAUUCUUGUGCUCCUAGCUGAGUAGAAAGCCAUAAUUUAAAAACAAAGUGCCAAAUAGGGGAACAUCUUUGGUCCCUGCACUUUCUAGAGAUUAUCAGAUACUUUUACAUUGCUGUGACAGUAAAAUUGUAUUCAAAUUUGUAAAAUGAAGCAAUUGAAAAGAAAAAGGAAAAGCAAUUUUAGUGUUCAAGAAACUCAGACCCUUUUGGAAGAAAUCAGAAAGAGGAAAGAAGUCAUAUUUUCUAAGCAACUCAAUACAACAAUUAAUGAGAUGAAACGGAAAGCUUGGGAGGAGAUUGCUGAGUGUGUGAAUGCUGUGGGGGAAGGAGAACAAAGAACAGGGGCUGAAGUGAAAAGGCGAUACCUUGACUGGCGAGCACUUAUGAAGAGGAAAUGGUUGAAGGCAAACAUAAAGCUAGUGGGUCCUGGCUUACCCCUUUCAGCAUCAGAUUUCAAUGACUCUAUCACUGAAGAACUCGAUGAUAAGAUUGCAUUUCCAAAUGGGUCAAAUUUGGACUGGCAAAAUACAGUUGAUAUCAAGGAAGCAGGUGGCUCCUUAACAGAAGUCAAAGAGGAAGAGGAGGAGGAAGAGGAAGAAAAGAUUCCACAGAAUUUUGAAUUUGAAAUAGAGGAGGAGGAAGAAAUGUUGUCCCCUAUGAUGCCAGAUUCCAAGAGGGAAAAUGAGCUUUCUGUUUUCCCUCAUAUCAAAGAAUUUGGUACUCUUACAUCAAUACAGUCUCAAACUGCCUAUGAUGAAUCCUACUUACUUAUAAGCUUGGAGAAACAAAAACUUGAGAUAGAAAAGCAACGGCUAGACAUUGAGGUAGAAAGACUGCAGAUAGAAAAAGAAAGGCUGCAAAUUGAAAAGGAACGGUUAUGGCAUUUAGAUAUGGAGCAUGAAAGACUCCAAGUAGAGAAAGAAAGGCUGCAGGUUGAAAGAGAGAAAUUGAGGUUACAGGUUGUCCAUUUGGAGAAACCUGCUCUGGAAAAUGAUCUUGGCCAAGCAGAAAAAAAAAUUCUGCAGCCUCUCGAUUUAGAGACUGAGAAGCUGAAACUUGAGAAAGAACGCUUGCAACUGGAAAAAGACAGGUUGCAGUUUUUGAAGUUUGAAUCUGAGAAACUUCAGAUUGAAAAGGAGCGUUUACAAAUAGAAAAAGAACGGCUUCGUAUUCAGAGGGAGGGACAUUUGAAAUGAGUUUUCUAAGUUUCCAUAAGUAAUAGAUAUCUUCAUGUAAAGGUUUAUAAAUCAUAGGUAGGAUUUCUCUAAGUCGUGUAGCAACAAGAGAGUUGCUUUUUUUAGCCGUUUUUCUGUCAAGUUGUUAGUGUAUUGAAAAUGAAAAAAAAAUUGUGGUAGGCAAUAAUUCAUUGUGACUAAGUAGUACAUAUAUGAUAAAACUUUUUCACUAUAGAAAAUAUGAAUGUCUAUUCUCUUCCAUUCAGUAAUGUUACUUAGAAUAUUAAACAAUAUUUGUGUAAAGGAAUUCAUAAACAUCUUCAUGUCUAGGCUUAUUGUGUAAUUUCAGUAUUAUAUUAACUUUGCUCUAAAACUACAAAUGAAAUAAAUCCACACAGGUUUAUAUAAGAGAUACUUAAAUGACCAAAUCAUUAAAUAUUAUAUGUGUAGAAACGUGCAGUUAUCUUUUAGUGUAUUGAAUGAUGAUAUUUCUUUUCCUCCUCACACGCUUCACUUCAUGAACAGCCAUUGAUUUAGAAGUUCAGGAAUCAUUAAGGGUUUUCCUAAAAUGAAUCAAAUUCAAAAACUCUCCAACUUAUCCUGAAGACUUUGGAUAUUUUUGUUCAUGUCAGAGCUGUGUAGACACAUCUGCAGAAUUAAUCUCUUUCAUCUUGAGUCCUUACAAAAAUCUACCUUCUCUAUGUUAACUAAGAACUUCAACAAGUGAAUGGAUGAGCAUGGUAGAAAUUUUGCAGUUGUACAUGAUCCUGUAAUACUUAGGCUUAUAAAAGAAUUGUGGGGCAUGAUGCUUGUUAAGAAAGUGGAUUCUUUAUGCCCUACUGCAAAAUUUCAUCAGAUCCACUAGAAUUUAAGCACAGAAACUAAGGAUUUAUUUAAAUUGGUGAAAAUUCUCUCCCUAAUACUGGAGGUGCUUCCUCCAUGCUCAGGUCAUGACCCCCUGGUCCAGCUAGAGUUGGUGAGUUGGGGUGUAGAACUAUUACUUCCUGGAACUGUUCUGGGAAUUGAAGUCUUCCAUUGAUCAAUUUAGCACCUUUCAUGAGCACUACAUUCACUUUAAAAAAAAAAGGGAGGGGGAGAGAAAAUGGAAACAUCUUUCAAUGAGAUCUUUUGUAUUUUCUGUUUUAUAGAACUGAAGCCUAGCAUUUUAAUUCAUCUCAGAUGUUGACAGAACUUGACUGGGUGUGUAUUGGCUCCUUGUGAAAUCCAGAAUGGCUUGCUGAUGUGUAAAACUACAACAUAUGCCAUAAAUUACAUAAACAUAGGUUAUAUGUGUAUAGGUAUAUUUGUAUUUCCUGACUCUCCAAAUAGUGUUAUUUUUCUAUUGUCGAGACAACCACUACUGCCAUAGAAAUAAAUUUGCUUAUACUGAUGGCC
Messenger RNA from Monodelphis domestica (gray short-tailed opossum), 8572 nucleotides. NCBI's taxonomy places the organism in Eukaryota, Metazoa, Chordata, Mammalia, Didelphimorphia, Didelphidae. The record is from RefSeq and is a predicted model, not a curated record.